Messenger RNA from Eurytemora carolleeae, 291 nucleotides. RefSeq names its product coiled-coil and C2 domain-containing protein 1-like. The record is from RefSeq and is a predicted model, not a curated record. The transcript has 3 exons. Gene Ontology annotation, biological process: regulation of transcription by RNA polymerase II. Gene Ontology annotation, cellular component: nucleus. Gene Ontology annotation, molecular function: DNA-binding transcription repressor activity, RNA polymerase II-specific; RNA polymerase II cis-regulatory region sequence-specific DNA binding. The annotation marks the transcript as partial. Lineage: Eukaryota; Metazoa; Arthropoda; Copepoda; Calanoida; Temoridae.
GCUAGAAGAAUGGGGCGUAUUGUGAAGCAGUAUCAAGAAGCAUUGAAACUUUUAGCUGCCGGGCGACCUAUUCCAAGAGAAGAACUGCCUGAUCCACCAGGAUAUGCUCCUAUACCCCUCACAAACCAUCCAGGACUUCCUGGAUCAGCUGUUAAAGCACCUGCUGUUGUUGUUCCAGCUUCUGAUACAGCUGCUCCUGGGUCUAGUCCAGCAGCUGCGUCUAGUCCAGCAGCUGCUACAGCUUCUCCAAAACCAUCAGCUGCUCCUACAGCUAAACAGGUACAGGGAUAG